AUGAAUGAAGAUUUGGAAAACUGGCCUGAUGGUGUGGGUGAGAGUGACGUAUGUUCAGCUAGCAGCACGCUACACGAUGAUACCAUGAGGGAAACCGACCAGGAAGAUCCUAUUAUAAUGCGCAAAACUACUAAAGCACUUCGGAAUGCCAAGUACUCUGCCAGAUUCAAACAAUCAGUAAGUCAGCUGAACUCAGCAUUACCAAUGUCAGAGGAGUUACGUUCCAUCCGGAAGAUUGUCUCUGAAACUUCACACCUUACCUCCCAGCUGGAAGACUGUCUUUCCAACCUACUGGCCAAGAAGCGUGUGGACCAAGGUGACGCCAUCUACAACUCUGCUCUCUUCACUCUCAGCCAUGCUCGUGCCUCUUAUGCCCGCUUCCUCAUAGAUGCAGAAAAGAAUAUAAGGUAUGCCUGCGUCUCAAAGUGCAAGGAUCAGGAAUGCAUAUGAGUGAUGCCGUAAUGUGCCAGACAAUUGUGCGUAAGGAUCAGAUGCACAUCUUGGUGACUCCACAAUGUGCAAGGCAAUAACAUAUGGGAUUAG
Procambarus clarkii (red swamp crayfish) is the source of this 543-nucleotide messenger RNA. The record is from RefSeq and is a predicted model, not a curated record. Lineage: Eukaryota; Metazoa; Arthropoda; Malacostraca; Decapoda; Cambaridae.